Morus notabilis is the source of this 2941-nucleotide messenger RNA. Its product is annotated as receptor-like protein kinase FERONIA. Gene Ontology annotation, cellular component: plasma membrane; plasmodesma. The record is from RefSeq and is a predicted model, not a curated record. The transcript has 2 exons. Gene Ontology annotation, biological process: protein autophosphorylation. Lineage: Eukaryota; Viridiplantae; Streptophyta; Magnoliopsida; Rosales; Moraceae. Bases 152 to 2569 code for a protein of 805 amino acids. Gene Ontology annotation, molecular function: ATP binding; transmembrane receptor protein tyrosine kinase activity.
UCUGUUGAUCAAAUCGCGUCCUUGCUUUAAUCUUCAAAUAGUAAACACUCCAACUUUAUAAAAAGAACCACAAUAACUCUACAAAGUUAAGCCCCCCAAAACCUUGGCUUGGUUAUAUAGAUCAUACAAGUUCUUUUGUUCAUAUACCCUCAUGUUCUUGGCAAAAGCUUCCUUUACAAAUAUGGUUUCUUCCAUGAAGAAACUCCUACUUAUUCUCGCCCUUAUCUACUUCUCUUUCUACCAAGACGCGAUCAUCAUAACCAUCGCCGAUUCCACACCUGUUUAUGUACCCAAAGAGAAUAUCGCCCUCAACUGUGGCUCACAGGAGGAGCUAACUGCACAUGAUAACCGUAUUUGGAUUGCGGAUCAUGAAAAAGAUUCUCGAUAUUCCCUCAUAGAAUCAGACGGACGAAACAAAUCGAAUAUCUUCGAAGCCCGCUCACAAUACACCGUCGAAGCGGUGCCGUACAUGACCGCACGUGUGUCUCGAUCCCAGUUCACCUACAGCUUCGGCCUCACCCCGGGUCCCAAAUUCAUCCGGCUACACUUUUAUCCCACACAAUAUCGCGAUCUGGGUGACUUUGAUCCCACAAGCACCUUCUUUACUGUCAAAGCCGGACGCUACACUCUGCUGAAGAACUUCAGCGCGCUCCAGACACUUUACCGGUUGAACGUCGGCGGCAACGACAUCUCGCAUGAUCAAGACACUGGCAUGUACAGGUUGUGGACCCGAGACUUUCCCUACUUCAAGAGCUUGGGCUUUGCCCCCUGUGACACGAAAAAGAAGCUGAAGUACACUUAUAUAGAAAAUUACACUGCCCCUGAUGAUGUCUACCGAACCUCCAUCACCAUGGGAAACAACAGGACAUACAACAACCUCCGCAACAUCACCUGGAGGUUGCCCGUCGACUCCAGAUUCUACUAUCUGGUUAGGCUCCAUUUCUGCGAGUUUGAAGACACAUACCAGAAGCCCGAGGAUAGGAUGUUCCGAAUCUAUCUAGACAACCGCACGGCUGAUCCUGCUUUUAAUGUGAUUGUUUGGACUGGUGGUAAUGGGAUCCCGAUGUAUAAAGACUUUGUGGUGAAUAUUUGGGAUGAUGCUUUUCUCUUUGUUGAUCUGCACACUAGAGCUGAGGAUUCUACCUACGAGGAUGCUAUCUUAAACGGCAUAGAGGUGUUCAAGAUGAGCGAUUCUGAUCGUAACCUCGCGGGACCAAACCCUCCACUACAGGACUCUAAGGGAUCCGACCAAACUCUGAAUCCAAACACAGAAAAUUCCAAGUCGAAGAAAACACUAUUGGCCAUUGCCUUAGGGAGUGGCGUUGCUGGCUUUGUUGUUCUACUGUCUAUGGUGUUCUGUGUAGUUUUCUUGAGGCUACGGAAGGAGAAACGCUACCACGGUUCGUCCAAAAGAAGAUCCAGCAGGUCGACGAAGACUUCCUCGGGGUGGCUUCCUGAGCAGGUUUGCCGUUGUUUCUCGCUUGCCGAGAUCAAGAUGGCGACCAACAACUUUGACCAAGCGUUGGUGAUCGGCAGGGGAGGUUUCGGUUACGUCUACAAAGGUCAUUUGGCCGACGAAGCGUCCACAGUUGUUGCAAUCAAGCGGCUGAACAAGGGGUUAUCGGGCCAAGGAGAGAAAGAGUUCGAAGCGGAGAUUGAGAUGUUAUCUCAGCUCCGCCACGUCCAUUUGGUCUCCCUAAUAGGCUACUGCGACGACGACGAUGAGAUGAUCCUCGUCUACGACUACAUGGCCAACGGGACUCUUCGAGACCAUCUCUAUGGCACGGACAACGACCCUCUCCCGUGGAAACAGCGUGGGCUGCACUACCUCCAUUCAGAAGUGAAGAAUACCGUCAUCCACCGAGACGUUAAGACGACAAACAUAUUGUUGGACGAGAAGUGGGUGGCCAAAGUUGCCGAUUUUGGAUUGUCAAAACUCGGUCGCGGCGACAGCGCUGUUAGUACGGCGGUGAAGGGCACUUUUGGGUACAUGGACCCGGAAUACGCACAGAGCCGGCAACUGACGGACAAGUCCGACGUGUACUCUUUCGGUGUGGUUCUUUUCGAGGUGUUGUGUGCCCGUAAACCGGUGGAUGUCAAACUCGAAGAGGAUCAAAGAAACUUGGCACAAUGGGCAAGGAAGUCCAUAAAAGAAGGGAGGAUUCAGAACAUCAUAGACCCGUACUUGAUAGGCAAGAUUGCGCCGGAGUGUUUCAAGAAGUUCGUGGAGGUGGCGGAGAGGUGCGUCCGAGAUUAUUGGAGUCAACGGCCCACGAUGCAUGAGGUGAUGGAGAACUUGGAGUUUGUGUUGGAGCUGCAAGAACAAGCGGACGCCACGCAGCUGGGGAAUAAUCCCGACGGGCUGUGUUCGUAUCCGGAGAAGCUGUCGUUCCAUCUGGUUGUGGAUAACGGUGGGUUCGGAUACGACGUGUUGGGGUUGCGAAGUGGGGCCGGUGUUACCACCACGGUGGGGUCCAACACCGCCGAAUCGGGCUUUCGUAGUCUGGACAGUGAAAGUGGCACCCUCGAAAUAUUCUCAGACGCCUCUAUUUCCAAAACCCAAGAAUAAUUGAGAGAAGAAAAAGUGUUUGUAGUCCUUGUGUGUGUAUUUUUAAGCUAAAAUCGUAUGUGUACUAGCUACCUGAGAUGCUGAGUGAUGAAUGAGUUUUCUCCUGAAGAAAAUUGUGGAAUAGAUAUUAGUUUUUAAUAGAGGAGUUACCUAACGUUGUAUAUUUUGGCAAUGAUCACAAGUUGUUGAUAGUCCUAGACAAACCACACUGCCAGGUUUGGUGAAAGAGAGGAAAAAAGAGACUGAUAAUGAAGUGUUCUUGCGCCUUCAUGUAUGUAUUUAUUUGCUAAUCGUGUACGUUUGAGAUUUUGAGUGAAUCAGAUUUCUCCUGAAAUUAGAGAGGAAAGUGUGAAUUAGAUUUGUAUCUAAAAU